AUGAGCAGAUAUCUCUGGCAAUAUUACCUCGAAGAUGAUGUCGAAAGUUUUCGACAGUUUCUCGAAUCGGCGGGGCGUAAUGCGCGGCACGGCACACAGAGAGCCUUUGGUGGCGAACGCGGAAACGCAGGACCAUCCAUCGUAGGCAGUCCGGAUACCUUAGGGACGUCACCAAUCCUGCUGCCGAAGGCUCGCAAACAACCACCAGCGCCGGCUAGCACAUCUUCGCUGACACGUGCGGACAUCAAUUCAAGAGACCGUAAUGGCCUGACUAUCCUGCACCAUGCUGCAUCAUCCAGUUCGCAUAACAGUGUAGAUUUCGCCGCAGCGCUUCUCGAGCAUCCCCUUGUUGACCUGUAUGCUCAAGAUAUUGAGAAUGGUUGGACUUCUUUACAUCGCGCCUUCUAUUUCGGUAAUAUAGCUAUCGCACGUUCCAUUCUACAUAGAGAUGUACAGGACGCGACUGGCCUUGGCUCUGGCGCCGUCAAUCAACAUGCUGGAGGACUCAUCAAGAUCAAGGACAAGGAGGGCAACGGUCCGCUAGAUCUGUUCGCAACAACAAUCAAGGAUCGGACUUUACGGCCAACUGAACCCGCCCACCAGGACAUGGAGUCCUCCGGUGACUUUGAAGACGACGUUGCUCAAGGAGAUAGUGGCGAUGACGAUGGCGUCUCGCGCAAGAGGCUUGUUCACCCUUCCACGGACCUACAGGCAGACGAGGUGUUCACCUUCGGCAGCAACAGGAAUGUCACGCUUGGCUUCGGAGACGAGGAUGAUCGGCAAUAUCCUGAGCGUAUCACGCUGAGGCGGCCUGAUCACCUCCUGCAGAGGUUCUACCGUGAGCAUAUUGCGUUGCGACAACAGAGUUCUGGCGGCCUGGAUUCAUCAGACUUAUCGACUUCGAGUCGGUCCAAGCCCGUCUCGGCACUACCGUCUAUCAUCCGGAGCACUCCGUUGAUAAUUCAGGACGUCCAAAUGUCGAAGCUCCAUACUGCUGUUCUGACGACUGAUCCGGAAUCCAACCUGUACAUGUGCGGGCACGGACCAGGCGGCCGGCUUGGUACGGGCGAUGAAAACACCCGCUACCAGUUUGUCUGCAUCGAAGGUGGUGCGCUCGCGCGUAAGAAGAUUGUCUCUGUUGCACUCGGCCAGAAUCAUUCGUUGGCGCUCUCGGAUCAAGGUGACACCUUCUCUUGGGGCAAUAAUGGCUUCGGACAACUGGGCUAUAGCCUUCCGCGAACGGGCUUGCGGGACGAAGAUCCGAUCUCCACUCUGCCUCGUCAGAUAUUUGGGCCCCUGAAAAGAGAGAUCGUUAUCGGCGUGGCAGCAUCUAGGAUCCACUCGGUCGCCCAUACAUCGACUUCGCUGUACACUUUCGGCAAGAAUGAAGGCCAACUUGGCAUUAUGGACGCUGAUGCACGGUCACUUGAAGUGCAAGACAUACCGCGCAAAGUCGCUGCGUCCCUAUUUUCUUCCGCUAUUGUCUCGGUUACCGCAAUAGAUCGAGCCACUGUAUGCUUGCUUGAGAAUCAUGAGGUUUGGGUCUUCGCAAACUACGGCUACACCAGGAUCACGUUUCCGCUCGACGGCUUCACGAACUACUUCCUCAAGAACAGUUUCCUCACGACGAAAUACGACACUUCUCCGAAUCAGAUCUGCAAAGUUACAUCAGGUGGAGACACCAUCUGUGCACUCUCGAGCUCUGGUGAGGUCUUUACCGUGGCGGUCAGCAAGCGUCUUGAGGCUGCGCAGGACAGCUCGACCUCUACGACUAACCCAGCCAAGAUACGAGGUGCGCUGUCCCAGCCCCAACGUAUCUGGUCGCUGAAGAAAGGGCACAUGGCCGCUAGAGAUGUCGAUGUAGACCAAGACGGAUCCAUCAUCCUCAGUACCGAGGCAGGCAGUGUUUACAGGAGGGUCAGAAGAGCGAAGAUUAAAGACGCUACAGCCGCGGGUACCGGAGAGUACCGGCCCAAGGACUACAAGUUCUCUAGAAUUGCUGGCCUGACAAGGGUGAUGGCGGUCAGAGCGUCCUCGCACGGCGCUUACGCCGCCGUCCGCAAAGAUUGCGAUGUGCUCAAGACGCAGAUCACCGUUAGUGAACCAACCCUUUGGAAGGAUUUACUGCCGUUGCUGCCUUUUGGCGGACUAGCUUCUAUUGAGGAAGCAUCGGACGAUGACGAGCCGACGCCUAGAUUCUGGCGAAAGCCAUCCGCAAUGGAAAACCUGAAAAAGCGAGUGCUGGCUUCGAAAGAUCUGGAGGCUGUGCUGAAAGAUACCCUUCAACCUGUGAACGAUAACCAUGCCUCAGGCUACGAUAUCGAUCUCUGUACAACCGUAUCGGAUGUACGAAUACCUAUCCAUCAGUUCAUGCUCUCCAGCCGCAGUCGUGUCAUGGGCCAUGCGCUCGAAGAGUACCGGCGGGACGAGUAUUUCGCCAUACCGGACGUCCUCUGCAUUGAGACCAACAAAGAAGGCAGGACAGUCGUUACACUUCAAGGGCUUGAUGUUCUGACAAUGUUUAAUCUGGUGCUGUAUAUGUACACCGACACGAUCGUCGAUUUCUGGCACUACACCCGACAACAUCCGAAACUUGCCUUCCGCUACCGGCAAGUUCGCGUCGAACUGAUGAAGCUGGCUGCAUCAUUACAGAUGCGCCACCUCGAGACUGCUGCACGGCAAAUGGUCGAAGUCACGCCGUCACUUAAUGUGGAUAUGGAGUUGGCAAUCAGAGAGGCCGCCUUCUAUGACGACGGCGACGUUGCAGUGCAACUCGCUGAUGCUGAGAUCAAAGUGCACAGCGUUUUGAUCUGCCAAAGGUGUCCAUUCUUCGAGAGCCUGUUCAAGGGUAGGGCUGGAGGCCGGUGGCUAGCGGACAGACUUGAUGAGCGACGAGAGGCCACAGACACGAUCGAUAUAGACCUUCAGCAUUUGGAGUCGAAUGUCUUUCAGCUGGUCUUGCGUCACAUUUACGCUGACACGGGAGAGGAGCUCUUCGAUGAAAUUGUCGCCGAAGAUCUGGAUGCUUUUCUCGACCUGGUGAUGGAUGUGAUGAGCGUCGCGAACGAACUGAUGCUAGACCGACUAUCUCAGAUUUGCCAGAAGAUCAUUGGUCGCUAUGUAGUGAAUGCUCGCAAUGUAUGCCAACUUCUCAACGCCAUAGCCCCCAGUGCAGUCACCGAAUUUAAGGACGCUGGGCUUGAGUAUUUAUGUCUCAAUCUGGAAGCUGUGCUUCAGAACGGCCUGCUUGACGAGCUCGACGAGGAUCUGCUUUAUGAGCUCGAUGUCGUGGUCCGAGAAAACCAACUAGCCUGCCUGCCUUUUGUCCGCAGCGGACGAGCCGAAGCCGUUCUGCUUGAGAAGUACCCUGAGUUGGCGGAGCGCAUAGACCGAGCAAGGCAAGCCAAGAUCGACUCGAUCGUGCUUCACAACAAGUUCGCCGAGUCAGAUGCUCGCGUGUCCACUUCAUUUCAAGCGCAUAGCCUUGAGGAGCUGGCCAACUCGCCUAUGCAGGCCAAAAGUCGCCGGAAAUCAUCAAAGGAACCCAGGCUCGGUUUGUCAAGCCCUAUCGUGUCGCCAACUCUAAAAGGCAAGAGCUCUGCAGCGGAUCUGAUGUUCGAUAUGGAUGACGAGGGCGAAGGGGAUGCAUCAUCCCCCGCUACUAUUAAACCGAUCUCCACCACAGCGGACACUACUCCAACUGACCAGCUUCCAUCGCUGCCUGCUCCUGCUAUAGGGUCUCCGCCAGACGCAUGGUAUGACAAUAGAGGCAAGCCACUAUCUCCUGCGCAAGGGCAUCCUCUCGGAAGCUUCUCACCGAUGGCGCCGCGAACACCAACGGCAGGCCCAAGUCCGGCUGCGCAAGACAAGACGUCCGCUAGGCCAUGGGGCGCAGCGCCGCUGCAGUCAACCAAACUGGACAUGAAGGACAUCAUGGCACAAACCGCUUCUCCUCAUGCUUCUGGCAUUGCUCUCGGGCUGUCAGCACAAUCCAAGCGAGACGACCGACUGGCGGGAGCUUUCACCACCAAGUUGUCACAGAAGGAGAGAAAGAAGAUGCAACAGACUCAGCAGACUCAGCAGCUGACAAGCCCUGUCACACCGACUGGCGUAGAGCGAGCUCCACCCGAGGUCAAGCCAUCAUCACCGUGGCAGACUGUUUCAUCGGGAUCGAAGAUUGCUCUCCAGGACGUGCUUACGGCUAAGCAGCCGCCAGCAGCUGCUCCUACCCCAUCCCAGAAGCCGGCCCGAAGCGCAACGACCCCUCACCUCACCAUGCGGCAAACCGUCGCCAAUCCUACCAGCACAGGGAGCAAAGAGAAAGAACCCGCACCCACCCCUCAGCUACCUGCAGCAGCUCACCGCACCGUCUCGAGCCCCGCCAACCCCGUCCAACCACCAACACCUCGACCAGCACCAUCCCCACAACAAGCUCGGACCCCCUCAUCCACCAGAGCCAAACCCCGUUCCUCCAAGUCCACCCCUCAGCCUCAACCACAACCAACCCCUCAAUCCACCCCCGGCUUCUCCAUCUCCCAAUCCACAGACCCAAUCCCGCCGAAAAGCAUCCGCCACAUCCCGCUCCCCGGCCCCGCCCACGGCGAAGCGAGCUUGCAGCUCUCGAUGCAGGAGAUCCUGUCGCAGCAAGCGGCGGAGAAGAUCGCCGUCAAAGAUGCGGUGGCGAAGAGGAGCCUGCAGGAUAUACAGCAGGAGCAGCAGUUUCUGGAGUGGUGGGAGAAGGAGCGGGAGAGGGAGCUGGAACGGGAGCGGGAGGAGGAGGAGAAGGCGGCUAGGACGGCGGCGAGGGCUGCAAGGGGUGGUAAGAGUGGGAGAGGUGGGAGGGGGAAGGGUGGAAGGGGGAGAGGCGGAGGUGUAGGCGGAGAAGGCGGUAAUGCAGAUCAAGAGAAGGCGAAUGCUCCCAGCCAAGCUGUGCCUAUAGGACCAGCAAAAGGCCGUGCUAGUGCCGAGCGCGGCGGGAGAGGCGAUCAUCGUGGCGGUAGGGGUAGAGCAAGGGGAGGGGCUGCUUCCGCUAGUAUUAGGGGCGGCGGGCCCGAGGCGUGA
Messenger RNA from Coniosporium apollinis CBS 100218, 5061 nucleotides. RefSeq lists its product as uncharacterized. Gene Ontology annotation, molecular function: protein binding. NCBI's taxonomy places the organism in Eukaryota, Fungi, Ascomycota, Dothideomycetes. The transcript is spliced from 3 exons. The record is from RefSeq and is a predicted model, not a curated record. The coding region runs from base 1 to 5061 and encodes 1686 amino acids.